AUGGGUCUAGAAGAUGCUGGAGAUUUGGUCCUUCACAUCAUCUUAUCCAAAAUCGGCCCUGAAGGCACUGCGAUAGUGGCUUGUGUGAGCAAACGCCUUCAAAUUUCCGCCUCGGAGGAAUCGCUAUGGUCAAUCUUCUGUUCCCUUCAUCUCAACAUCUCCACUCCUCUCGAUCCAUAUGGAGAUCCUGCUCCUUCCUUCAAGAGAGCGUAUCAAAUGUGGAGGGAGUCAUUUAGAAUGUACCCAUGGAGUCUCGUUAAACGCGUUAGAACUUGUUGGGACAAUCUCAAACAAUGGCUGAGCUUAAACUUCCCUGAAGCAAAAGCAACGCUGAGAAAAGGUUGCACAGAGGAUGAUCUUGAAGAAGUUGAAACAGCUCUCAAAGUGAAACUUCCUCUCCCCACAAGGCUUCUCUACCGUUUCGUCGACGGCCAAGAACCGUCGUCUCCCUCCAAUGGGGUUAUGGGGAUUAUAGGUGGAUACUCUGCUUACUCUCACGAAGUUAAUGUCUACUUGCUACCUCUUAAGGAAGUGAUAAGGGAGACAAACGAAAUCUUGGGACACCUCGAGAUCUCGAGAAGGUUGAACCUGAUCGUUGUGGCUGUGUCUGCAUUGUCGACUAUGAAGAUCUUUUUCCUGGACUGUGCAAACGGACAGCUUUACACUGGGACAGGUGCUCGCCAAAUGCUUCCCUGUGUGCCAGAGUCUUUGGUUAGGUCGGUUCAUGAGACCAACGGUGAUCAGCAACAGGACGCCAUGUUGCUUUGGUUGGAAGAACAUGGACGGAGGUUACAAACCGGGGUUAUAAAGAUCCGUGAACAGGAUGGCUUCAAAAGUAUUAGUUUAUUCCCGGAGAUUCCUCCCUUGUGUUCUGUCGCCGUAACUAAUGGCGUGCAGGUACGUGCUUCGUCUGUGUUUAUCCCGGAAAUGUCAAAUCUCCGGGAUCAGCCACCGGCGUACUGGUAUGCGUAUUCGAUCCGAAUGUCUCUCGUGCCGGAAGGAUGCAUCUUGAAAGGGACAACUCAUAGCUCUUGUCAACUGUAUUGGAGACAUUGGAGUAUCCGAGCUGAUGAUCAGGUUAUAGAUACUGUUAAUGGAGAAGCUGUGAUAGGACAGUAUCCGCUCUUGAAAGCAGGGGAGGAAGAAGAGUUUGUGUAUGAGAGUUGUUCCAGUUUUCCAACAACUAGUGGAUCUAUUGAGGGAUCUUUCACUUUUGUGCCUGGAAGUUUGAAAGAUUCAAAAGGGAGUCAAUUCGAAGUACAAGUCGCUGAGUUUCCUCUCAAGUUACCUGACUACAUCUUCUAA
Molecule: messenger RNA, 1305 nt
Organism: Microthlaspi erraticum
Lineage: Eukaryota; Viridiplantae; Streptophyta; Magnoliopsida; Brassicales; Brassicaceae
Source: the annotation of a GenBank genome assembly